Trypanosoma cruzi is the source of this 1803-nucleotide messenger RNA. Its product is annotated as glutamyl-tRNA synthetase, putative. Gene Ontology annotation, cellular component: methionyl glutamyl tRNA synthetase complex; cytosol; cytoplasm. Lineage: Eukaryota; Euglenozoa; Kinetoplastea; Trypanosomatida; Trypanosomatidae. The record is from RefSeq and is a predicted model, not a curated record. The coding region runs from base 1 to 1803 and encodes 600 amino acids. Gene Ontology annotation, molecular function: ATP binding; glutamate-tRNA ligase activity. The transcript has a single exon. Gene Ontology annotation, biological process: glutamyl-tRNA aminoacylation; translation.
AUGUUUAGAUUUUUAAAACAGUUUGGUGAGUUUAUUUUUUUAGGGCCAUUGCUUAUAAACGGGACUCAUUCUUUUCAAAAAAACUUAUAUAUGUCGGCCCCAAAUGCGAAUGUGGAGUCUGAUAAACUUAUCCUAACAAACGCUGAAGAAGGAAAGGUUGUGACUCGAUUUCCUCCUGAGGCCAGUGGUUUCCUUCACAUUGGGCAUGCAAAGGCAGCACUAAUAAACAGUAUGCUUGCAUCCAAGUUUAAGGGAAAGCUUGUUCUUCGCUUUGAUGAUACCAAUCCUUCUAAGGAAAGGGGUCAUUUUGAGCAGGCUAUUUUAGAUGAUAUAGCAACUCUUGGGAUUUCAUGGGAUAUCGGCCCGACAUUUUCUUCAGAUUACAUGGACCUUAUGUAUGAAAAAGCAGAAGAACUUAUUGGAAAAGGUCUUGCAUAUUGUGAUAAAACACCACGGGAAGAGAUGCAGAAGUGUAGAUUUGAUGGGGUUCCCACACGGUAUCGUGACAUAGAGGUAGAGGAGACAAAACGCCUAUGGAACGAAAUGAAAAAAGGAAGUGCUGAGGGCCAAGAAACCUGUUUGAGGGCGAAAAUUUCCGUCGAUAAUGAAAAUAAGGCCAUGAGAGAUCCUGUGAUUUAUCGAGUGAAUGAAACCCCUCAUGCUAGACAAGGAACGAAGUAUAAGGCCUAUCCGACAUAUGAUUUUGCUUGUCCAAUUAUUGAUUCCAUUGAAGGGGUGACGCACGCCUUGAGAACCAAUGAGUAUCAUGAUCGCAAUGAUCAGUAUUAUUGGUUUUGUGAUGCUUUGAACAUACGAAAACCAAUAGUGGAGGAUUUUUCAAGACUAAAUAUGGAGUACACUGUUAUGUCAAAGCGAAAGCUGACUCAGUUUGUGGAGAACGGUGUAGUAGAUGGAUGGGAUGAUCCUCGAUUUCCAACGGUUCGUGCGUUGGUUCGACGUGGAUUAAAAAUGAACGCGUUAAGAAAGUUUGUUCAGGCACAAGGUAUGUCAAAGACAGUUAAUUUUAUGGAAUGGACAAAGCUCUGGUUUUUGAAUACUCAAAUUCUAGAUCCCUCUGUCCCACGCUAUACUGUUGUAUCGAAUUCAUUGAAGGUGCGUUGCGCCGUGGAAGGACAAAUCCAUCUUCAAGAGUGUGAAAAACUUCUUCAUAAGAAAGUUCCAGAUAUGGGUACUAAAAAAUAUUUUAAAUCCGAUGUUAUUUUCCUUGAUACAGAAGACGUUGCUCUUCUCAAGGAGGGCGAAGAGAUUACGUUGAUGGAUUGGGGAAAUGCGUACAUUAAAAAUAUUCGCUCAUCCGGAGAAUCAUCUUUAAUUACGGAUGCCGAUAUCGUUUUACAUCUUGAAGGUGAUGUGAAAAAAACGAAGUAUAAGUUAACUUGGGUUCCCGAGAGUCCGAAUGCGGAGGUGAUGGAGCUGGUUGAAUAUGAUCACCUUCUUACAAAGAAAAAACCAGAUCUUGAAGAAAAAAUUGAUGACAUUAUAGCCCCAGUAACAAAGUUUACUCAGGAGGUAUACGCAGAGGAAGCCGUUCAGACUCUUAAAAAGGGUGAUACAAUCCAAAUUGAACGUCGGGGAUAUUACAUUGUGGAUUCUGUAACACCCAAAAAGGUUCUUAUUUAUAUUCCGGAUGGGCGAGAAAAAGUUAAUCAUUUGGGUGCUAAAGCUCAAUAUUUGAAGUCUUUAUCGAAAGAUGGAAUAUCUUCCGCUGCAAAUGAUUUGGCUGCAAAGCGAGCUGCAAAAGCUGCUAAAAAGGCUUUACAGAAGCAAAACUCCCAAAAAUAG